Messenger RNA from Salvia splendens (bonfire salvia), 1000 nucleotides. Its product is annotated as G-type lectin S-receptor-like serine/threonine-protein kinase At1g11300. Gene Ontology annotation, biological process: recognition of pollen. The record is from RefSeq and is a predicted model, not a curated record. The annotation marks the transcript as partial. NCBI's taxonomy places the organism in Eukaryota, Viridiplantae, Streptophyta, Magnoliopsida, Lamiales, Lamiaceae. The transcript is spliced from 2 exons.
GCCAAAGAGUGGACAAAUGACACUCUUUCUUCACAAAUCAAUUCUUCUUCUUCUUCUUAUCAUCCAAAGUGUUGCAUGUUUGAGCAUAGAAAAUGACACCAUUUCAACUGGUGUAGUAAUCAAAGAUUCACAAACCAUCACAUCCCCAAAACAAAUUUACAAACUAGGAUUCUUCUCUCCUCCAAACACAACCAACCGCUACUUAGCCAUCUUCUUCGCCUUCUCCCAAGAAACCGUGAUUUGGGUCGCCAACAGAGACACACCCCUCACUGAUUCUUCCGGCUCCGUUACUCUGUCCCGAGACGGCAAUCUUGUCAUCUUGGACGGGACUAAUCGAACUGUAUGGUCGACUAAUCUCACCACCUCUCCUACCAAUCCAGUAGUCCAAAUCCUUGACACUGGCAAUCUCGUCUUGCGGGAAGAGGCCUCUGGAGACAUGUUGUGGGAGUCUUUCUCACAUCCUACGGAUAUUCAGGUGCAGGGAAUGCCAUUAAGCCAGAACGUCAAGACAGGGAAGCAAGUGCUGCUGACGGCGUGGAAAAACGCCACGGACCCCGGGACAGGGCGCUUCACCGGUGGCCUGGACGUCACGAGCGGGACCCCACAGCUUUACAUCAGGGAUAUUGAGGGGCGGCCGCGCUUGAGGAGUGGGCCGUGGAACGGUUUCAUUUUUCUUGGGAUGAAGAGAUUGUUCUACGCCCACUUAGAUGGAUUCAAUCAUGUCACGAAUGACAGUGCUGGAAAUUUCUUCUUCACCCCGCAGCUGAUGAAUGAUAGGCAUAUAAUAUCCAGCGUCAACUUCUCAGGAAGUAUGGAACGGAAGGUGUGGAAUGGAAACAAAUGGGACUUGGUGUUGGUCGCUCCGGAAAAUGAGUGUGAUGUUUACGGGAAGUGUGGGCCGUUUGGUAGCUGUAAUAUCAUGCAAUCGCCUAUUUGUAGUUGUUUGAGAGGUUUUGAGCCUGUAAAUGAGGAUGAAUGGAGGAGAGGGAAUUGGACUGAU